CUGAAUCGUUGCGGACCUCGGCUCGAUGGGCUCCUGACAAAACAGCGGCCUCCUUGAGUUGAGCCUUCGACCGCCCUGCCGUGCUCCAUCUCCGGUGCGCUGGGCCUGGGGCGGCGCCGCCGUGACAUGCCGCAGCCCCGCCGUCGCAGCGCCCUCCUUUUCCACGACCCCACACUUGCCAGCCUUGGAGCACAGAAACGAAGGCUUCACGCAUGCCCGCCGCCGGCGCCCCUCUGGCCCCGUCCCUGGUCGCGUCCCUCAAGCGCGCCGCCCGCCUCCGCUGCGGCGAGCAGCUGCACGCGCUCGCCGCCAAGUCGGGCCUCCUCGCCGCCAACGCAUUCGUCCGUAACUCCAUCCUCGCAUUCUACUCCCGCCUCCCCUCGUCCCUCACCGCCACCCACCAGCUGUUCGACGAAACUCCCCCGGAGGUGCGCGACGCCGCCGCCCGCAACACCCUCCUCGCCGCGGUCUCCCGCGCGGGCCGCCUCGAGCUUGCGCAGUACCUGCUCGACGAAAUGCCACCGGACCAGAGAGACGUCGUCUCGUACACCACCGUCGUGACCGCGCUCGCGCGCGGGGGACACUCGGGGCGCGCCGUGGCCGUGUUCCGCAGCAUGCUCAACGAGGCCGUCCCGCCCAACGAGGUGACUCUCGCGGGCUUGAUCCCAGCAUUGGCGUGCCAGGAGACUCCGACGACCAUGGGGAUGGCGCAUGGGGUUGCUGUGCGGCGGGGGCUUGAUGGGUUCGUCAUUGUGGCCACCAACCUGGUUCAUGCUUACGCAGGGGUGUCAAAGCUUGGUUCUUCCAGGGCUGUGUUUGAUGGGAUGCCCUAUAGGAACACGGUCACUUGGAACGCGAUGCUCAAUGGAUAUGUGAAGGCAGGGAUGAUGGACAUGGCUGUAGAGGUGUUCUGGAGGAUCCCGCAGCGGGAUGUGGUAUCUUGGUUGACGAUGGUUGAUGGGUAUAUCUGUGCAGAUCUCAGAUUGGAUGCACUGAAGGCAUAUGUUCAUAUGAUGGGUGAGGUAGGCACAACGGGUGAUGAGUCGUUGCUUGUUGAUUUGGUGAAGGCAUGUGCUCAGGACUCUGCUGUCACAGAAGGGCAGCAGCUUCACACAGUUAUUCUGAAGAAUGGUUUUGAUGCCCAUGCAUAUGUUCAAGCGACCCUGAUCCAUUUCUAUGGAUGUUGCGGUCUUAUUUGCCUUGUCAAGAUGCAAUUCAGAUUGUCAGACAAGUCACACAUAGCAUCUUGGAACGCUCUUUUGGCUGGCCUACUGAGAAAUGACCUAAUGCAUGACGCAAGGCAGCUCUUUGAUGACAUGCCUGAGAGGGACAUCAUUUCUUGGAGUACUUUGAUAUCUGGGUAUGUACAGAUUGGACGUCCAGACAUGGCUUUGCAGCUCUUCUUUUCAAUGCUGAGUACUAAUGUUGAACCAAAUGAGAUCACAUUGGCAAGUGCUCUAUCUGCAGUUGCUGAUUCUGGCACAUUGGACCAAGGUAGAUGGAUCCACGACUACAUAAUCAGCAGAUCAAUCCGGCUUACUGAUAACUUGGGUGCUGGGCUGAUUGAUAUGUAUGCCAAGCGUGGUAACAUUGCUGAUGCAGUGCAAUUAUUCAAUCUUGCUAAUGAUCAGUUCUCUUCGGUUUCUCCUUGGAAUGCUAUGAUUUGCAGUUUAGCUAUCCAUGGUUAUGCACACAUGUCACUUGACCUGUUUUCACAAUUACAGAGGACUAAUAUUAAGCCCAACUCAAUCACAUUCAUCGGCGUACUAAAUGCAUGCUGUCAUACUGGGAUGGUAGCCGAAGGAAAACUUCAUUUCAAGUCCAUGAUGAGAGAAUAUGGGAUCCAGCCAACAAUUAAGCACUAUGGUUGCAUGGUUGAUCUUCUUGGUCGAGCUGGGUACUUGGAAGAGGCUGAACAGCUUAUUGAGAUGAUGCCCAUGAAAGCAGAUGUAGUAAUUUGGGGCAGCAUCCUUUCAGCAGGAAGGGCACAAGGAAAUGUGACCUUAGGAGAGAAAGCUGCUGAAGAACUGGCAAAGCUUGACCAAAGCCAUGGAGCAUCCAAAGUAGCUUUGUCUAACAUCUAUGCUGAUGCCGGUCGCUGGAACAACGUUUCAGUUGUCAGGAACAAACUCCAAGAUGAAAUUUCUGAGAGACUAGCAGGAAGCAGCGGCAUUGUACAGUAGAGGUCAAAGCAUUUCUUCAUUUAGCUCUACUGGGAAACUGAAACGUUGCCAGAAAUGUCUGCUCCAAGAGUUACAUGUAACUUGGAGCUGGAAUCAAUCUGGAUCUCGAGACACCGAGGCUUCAGAUCCAACACCCAAAGCACUCCCAAUUCCCAAACACCGUCAACGGCCGUAGCCGCGACAAGUUGAUGCUCCCAACCUCAACCCUGUCCCGGUCCCAGCUUCUCCCAAUGGCGAGGUGCUGCCCCACCAUGCGCUGCGAGUUCAGGCUGCAGCUCCCCUCCAAUGCGAGCACAGGGUUGUCCUUCGUCGGCCGCGACUUGAUGUACUCACAGAAGAAACCAUUGACUCGAGCCAUUCUGGCAAUGGAGUGUCCCGUGCCUGAUGGAUAUUAUCAUACUUAGCUCGAUGAGUUUAGAGAAGAACACUUCACCAUUCUCCCCUGCCGUACAUUCCUCGGUGUACCUAGAGUAUCGCUCUGCAACCCACCGUCUCACCAGCUGCCUCCGCCGAACCAUGUCCUCACCAGAGACUAUGGACAAGUAGAAGAUACAUGGUUUCAGGGAAUCCGGGCAUGUACGGAGGUAGGAGGAAUACACCCAGGCAAAUGGACUACCAAGCGUUGAGUUACUCUCCAUCUCCUGCAUGAAGUUACUAUUGUGGAGUAAUCGAGACACAAUAGAAUGAAAGUGAAUGAAAGUGAAAACUCUUAUUGAUUUUAUUGUUUGAUCACAUAUUUAUAUAGAAU
This is a messenger RNA of Phragmites australis (common reed), 2931 nucleotides long. Its product is annotated as pentatricopeptide repeat-containing protein At5g19020, mitochondrial-like. Lineage: Eukaryota; Viridiplantae; Streptophyta; Magnoliopsida; Poales; Poaceae. The transcript has a single exon. The record is from RefSeq and is a predicted model, not a curated record. The coding region runs from base 213 to 2183 and encodes 656 amino acids. Gene Ontology annotation, biological process: RNA modification. Gene Ontology annotation, molecular function: protein binding; RNA binding.